This is a messenger RNA of Blepharisma stoltei, 1083 nucleotides long. The record is from the annotation of a GenBank genome assembly. Lineage: Eukaryota; Ciliophora; Heterotrichea; Heterotrichida; Blepharismidae.
AUGGAAGUUUUCAAAUGUUCUGUAGAAUCAUGCGAGAAUGAGCCUCAAUAUAAGUGUAAUUGUCAACCUAAUACUUUAUUUUGCCAAGUGCAUUUUAGCUUAGACAAGCAUAUUGCUCCUGGCUCUAGGCACGGGUUAGUAUCUCUUUGUGUUAUGCCUGAGCCCCGAAUUGUAGAAUCAGUAAGAUCAUUCAUAGAAGAAAAGCUAAAGGCUAUAUGGGCUGAAGAAGUCUUAAUCUUAGCUAAACAUUCUUUUAAAAUUUCAGAAGCUGAAAAACAAAUAGCAAAUUACUUAGAGAAAACAAGCCAUAUUGAAAGAGAAUUAAUAAGUUUUGCAAAUGAGCUGAAUAAUCUGAGGCCAAGCCCAAGAAAUGCAGAAAAUGAUUUUUUUAAAGCUCUUUUGGCUUCUGAGGAUAAAGCAAUUAACAAAAUUGGGCUUACAUGCGACUUUGCAUCAGAAUAUAAAAACCGCGUCAAUUUCUAUGCAAAAUUUGACGCCGAAACAUAUAUUAAGAAAAUUAUGUGCCAAAAUGCUGGUAAUAUUAUAAAUCAAAAACUAGCAGAAGCAGAGGAAAACUUAAAAAAAGAAUUUGAAGAAAUUAAUAAGAAAAACUUAAAAGAGCAAGAAGAAAAAAUUAAAAAAAUUAAGGAUGAAUUUUAUUUAAAAAUACAAAAUAUUGAAACACAAAAUUCAGAGUUAAAGGGACGAAAUGAAAAUUUAACCAAAAAAUUAGAACAAAUUUCUAAUAUAAAAAUAGCUCAAAAAUGUAUCAGUUCAGAGCAUAAUGCAGAUUUUAAAAUAAUCAAUUGUGAUCAAAGCCACUGCUCGCACUGCCUUUGGGGCUUUUAUAAUAAUUCAUUAAUGAAAAGAGGUGAAUUAUAUUGUGAGCAUGAGAAAAGUCUGUUAUUUGAGGAUGUAGCAAAUUUAAAUAAAGCUCGUAUUAGAAAGAUGCGAAUUUCUAAUUGCAAAAAAAGGACACAUAAUGCAUGCGCCUUGCUGUCUGGAAUACUAUUGUAUGGGUUUUUACUAUUUUUAGCAUUUAUGGGAUGUUUUGCCCAAAUCAAACUCACUAAGCAUUAUUAA